GAGCCCUUCUCUGUCAACAACACGUCGGGAUUCCUUCUUCCUCUUUUCCUCUUUUUCACCUUCUUCUUCUUCUACCCUCAUCCUCCAAACACUUACCGUCUCUCUAAGUAUUCCUUGUCUUGAACACUCCCUUUGAUAAUCCAAACCUUUCCACACGUACAUACCACCUGCUGCAGAGGACCGACACCAUGUUCUCGGUUCUCUUCCUCUAUUUGCAGCUUUUGCUGUUCAAAAUGUUGUACUACGUUAGAGGCCAUGACAAGAACCUCAUCACCAAGUCCGCCGCUUUUGCUCACUUGCCUGAGCCAAACAUGAAGCUCGAGGCUCCUGAGUGCGGGCUGCCCGGAUGUAGCCUCCUCGACCAUCACACCUACCUUGACGUUGAGAAGGGAGGCAGAUUUCCCAACCUCCGAUGGACUAUGCCUCGCUGCGGAGAAGCCAGAGAGUUCGUACUGAUUUGCGAAGAUCCCGACGUCCCCAUCCCGUCUAUGGUCUUCGUUCACGGUCUUUUCUUCGAGAUUCCACCCACUUGCUUCGUUGCCUACGAUGAUGACGUUAACAUGAAUCCCAACAUGCCUGGCCGCAUCACCUUCGCUGGUUGGAGAUACGUUCCUAACCUUCUUGGGUCGUCUUACAUCGGUGCCUCACCCCCCUACGGCCACGGUUAUCAUCGCUACAUUUUCACCAUCGUCGCGCUGAGCGAGCCCCUUGACAUUGCCCAGCCAGACAAGGCCACUGUUUCAGUUAUUAAGGAGGCCAUGGCUGGCAAAGUCAUCGGAUGGGGUGAAUGGUUAGGCACCUAUCAGCGCACUAUGCCUCGCUAACUUGCGUAUCUGCUCCUUCGCCAAUUCUUCUCGGUUCGUCUCUUUAUGCGAGUACCUACUUUCGACACGUCUUUGGUUCACGUCUAGGAAGGAUUACAGACAGCUCGUUGGGAUGACAUCUGGACAGAAUGUGGUGAAUUGAUUGACCUU
Messenger RNA from Aspergillus eucalypticola CBS 122712, 974 nucleotides. RefSeq names its product YbhB/YbcL family Raf kinase inhibitor-like protein. The transcript has a single exon. The record is from RefSeq and is a predicted model, not a curated record. Bases 189 to 824 code for a protein of 211 amino acids. NCBI's taxonomy places the organism in Eukaryota, Fungi, Ascomycota, Eurotiomycetes, Eurotiales, Aspergillaceae.